Molecule: messenger RNA, 1409 nt
Organism: Gymnodraco acuticeps
Lineage: Eukaryota; Metazoa; Chordata; Actinopteri; Perciformes; Bathydraconidae
Exons: 10
Coding region: 180-1250 (356 amino acids)
Biological process (GO): Arp2/3 complex-mediated actin nucleation
Cellular component (GO): actin cytoskeleton; Arp2/3 protein complex
Molecular function (GO): actin filament binding
Source: RefSeq, a predicted model, not a curated record
AACACAGUCACUUCCUUCACCAGUCGCACUGCUUCAUUCGUGUCGACUGCCCAGAGUCCACGAACACAGCCCUGCACCUCUGAGCAGCCCCACAAACUGAACCUGACCACAGAGCAAAACAACACAUCUGCAGCUCAGCAGUAACAGUGCUACAUUCCAGGGCCUCCUUCUGUUCAGACAUGUCGCUCUACAGUUUUGGACUGGAGCCACUCUCCUGCCACUCCUGGAACAAAGACAGAACCCAGAUUGCAGUGAGUCCUAACAACAAUGUGGUGGACAUCUAUGAAAAGAAAGGCAAUGAAUGGGCCAAGAUCCACGAGCUGACUGAGCACAGUGGGCGGAUCACAGGCAUUGACUGGGCCCCAGAAUCCAACCGCAUUGUGACAUGUGCCUCUGACCGCAACGCCUACGUGUGGACCCUAAAGGACGGCGUGUGGAAGCCCACCCUGGUGCUGGUGCGCAUCAACCGUGCAGCCACCUGUGUGAGGUGGUCCCCGCUGGAGAACAAGUUCGCCCUGGGCAGCGGAGCGCGCCUCAUCUCCGUCUGCUACUUCGAGAAGGAGAACGACUGGUGGCUGAGUAAGCAUAUCAAGAAGUCCAUUCGCUCCACAGUCCUGAGUCUGGACUGGCACCCCAACAACAUCCUGCUGGCUGCUGGCUCUGCAGACUUCCACUGCAGGGUGUUGUCAACCUACAUCAAGGACAUUGAGGACAAGCCUGGGCCCACUGCCUGGGGGGCCAAGAUGCCGUUUGGAGAGGUGCUGUUAGAGCAUAAGGACUGUGGAGGCUGGGUGCAUGGCGUCACCUUCUCCCCCAGCGGAGACCAGCUGGCCUGGACGGCCCACAACAGCAGCAUCACUGUGGCUGAUGCCACCCAGGGGAAAGAGAUUACCAUGCUAACCAACAACCGUCUGCCCCUGCUGGAUGUCCUGUACGUCAGCCCCACGGAGCUAGUUGCUGCGGGUCAUGACUGUUGCCCCUACCAGUUCAGCUAUAAGGGUCCAGGUGCUCUGGAGUUUGUGAAGAAGCUGGACAUCCCCAAGCAGUCCUCCAAAGGCAGCCUGACAGCCAUGCAGCACUUCCAGAACCUGGACAAGAGGGCCACUGACGACGACACCAACGAAGUGGGGACCCUUCACCAGAACAGCAUCACACAGCUGUGUGUUGUGUCUGGGGAGAAAGCCAAAGUGGAGAAAUACAGCAGUGUGGGUCUGGAUGGAGCCAUGGUGAUCUGGGAUUUUAAGCACUAAGACCCCCCAGAGCCGUCCUGCAGGAGACCCACACUCAACUGACCAUCACACGGCUGAAUAUAACUACAGUAGAGAUGCCUUUGAGAAACUGGAAAACACUAUAAGCACAUUUGUUUGUGAUAUUUGAGUAAAUAAAGAGUGUACAGGUCAGACAAUGAA